AUGGCUCCAGGUAAAGUAAUGGAUGCUGAGGCCAAGAGCAAUUACUACCGAGAGAUAGUGACUAAAGCUGUCAACGACACAUUCCACCUUCGCGACGAAGCCCAAGACAUCAACAUUGCGCACUUAGAGAUCGCCUGUGAUGCAGCUGUUGAGUUCGCCCACAGAUUCAAUGAGCACAAUCCAGACAAGAAAUUCAACCCACGAUGGCUGUACCACUGUGUACAGAGCAUUCUCAGCAUCUACUUCAAGCCUGAGCUCAUGCUUGACGGCAAAAUUGAACGACUGACUGCUGCUGCUGCUGCUGCUGCUACUCAUGCAGCCCAACAAGACAGCCAGGAGGAGGAAGAGUGCGCUGACACGGCAGAGCCCAGUGCUCCCCAGCAUGCCCAUGUUGUGGACCUGUCGGCCUCGCCAGAUGAUACAGCUCCUCAGAAGGAUGCUGCUGCAGCAGUCUUUCGACGACCUGCUGUUCCUGCCCCCCCUGUCAGAGAGGGCAGCCUGGCAUGGACUGAGGACGACAUCAAGCAGAUGGUCCAGCUGAAGGCCUCGGGCCUUACACACAAGGAGGUUGCACACCGCAUGGGACGAGGUGUAAGCUCCGUCGAGAACAAAUUCGGUCGUGUGAUGAAAGACGGCGACUGGGCUGCCUUCAUCGCCGAGUGUGGCCUGCGAAACCCCACCGGCAUCAAGCGCAAGACACACGACAAGACAUACAAAGAGGACAGUGACGGUGACCUGGAGGACGAUGAGGAUGCAAGGCCUCCCCCUUUCAAAAAAGCGCGUUCGGCUCCCAAGAUACCGCACAAGUCUCGCCAGCAGUGCAGGGCUCAGUAG
Cryphonectria parasitica EP155 is the source of this 834-nucleotide messenger RNA. RefSeq lists its product as uncharacterized. The transcript is spliced from 4 exons. The record is from RefSeq and is a predicted model, not a curated record. Bases 1 to 834 code for a protein of 277 amino acids. Lineage: Eukaryota; Fungi; Ascomycota; Sordariomycetes; Diaporthales; Cryphonectriaceae.